UGAAUUCUAUCAUAGCAUAUCGGCUCGUUCUGCUUCUUUCCAGUUUAUUUCAAAUUUACUAAAUCACAUGACAACCGACAGAUAAUUGAGUUCUUACCUGCUGUCAGAUAUCUGAGGAGAUAGUGAAAAGUAAAUAGAUAAAAUUAUUGGUUCCGUAUUAUCGCUGAAACGCGAUAAUAUUCUCACACUAAGUUCUAUAAAACUUUCAAAAUUAGUAAAUACGAGAAAAUGGAAGACGCUCCUCUAUAUAAUGAGAAACAAUCAAUACGAGAGAAGGCGAAAUCAUUGAAAAAGUAUGGCAGUACGUGUAAUCAUUUUAAACGACCUGAAUUGCUGUUAAAGUAUUUUAUCACCAAAACUGAUACGUUACAAGGGAUUGCUUUGAAAUAUGGAGUCACUACGGAACAAAUUAGGAGAGCAAACAGGCUGUUUGCAUCAGAUAGCUUAUUUCUUCGAGAAUAUCUUUUAAUUCCAAUUACAAAAGAAUCGCCCUACUAUGACCCGAAUAAUGAGAAUAUAAUUGAAAACCGAAUUACACAUAGAGCAUCAGUAGCCACAAUGCAAAGCAUACCAGAUAGUAAUGUUGUAACACCAACAACACCAGAAGAUCAGACUUGUAUAGAUAAUUUCUUAGAUAAAGUUGAUACUGCUAUAGCGAUGACAAAGAAAUAUGUUAAACAACAUCAGGAUUCUAUAGAUGUAACUGAUUUUCCAUCAAAUGGAGGUGCUAGUUUUCUAAGGAAUAGUCAUUCUAAUUACGGAUUAAGACAUCAGGGUACUUCCUCAUCAUCAGGGAGCACCCAUGAAUUAGCCUCAGGUUUACCACACACCCAAAUUGUAAUGACGCAAGGUAGGAAAGUUAGAACAUCUCUUCAAAGACUUCAGCAACAACAAGAUGAAAUGUUUGAGUUGUAGCAGUUAAUGUGAUAUUAAAAAUUAUGGUAGUGGUUUUUGAGAUAGUUUAAACCAAAUACAUGAAAUAUUAAAUAUUGAUUCUGUAUAAAGUAAUAUACAUAUGAUUAUUGGUAUGUUAAACAUUUAAAUAUAUUUAUAUACACAAAAACUC
Messenger RNA from Ctenocephalides felis (cat flea), 1066 nucleotides. RefSeq names its product lysM and putative peptidoglycan-binding domain-containing protein 2-like. The transcript is spliced from 3 exons. Bases 229 to 915 code for a protein of 228 amino acids. The record is from RefSeq and is a predicted model, not a curated record. Lineage: Eukaryota; Metazoa; Arthropoda; Insecta; Siphonaptera; Pulicidae.